AUGGCUGUUGGCAAGAACAAGAGAUUGUCUAAGGGCAAGAAGGGUCUCAAGAAGAGAACCCAGGAUCCCUUCACCCGCAAGGACUGGUACUCAGUCAAGGCACCUUCCACCUUCCAAGUCCGAGAUGUCGGCAAGACUCUGGUCAACCGCACGACCGGUCUGAAGAACGCCAACGAUGCUCUCAAGGGCCGUAUCUUCGAGGUCUCCCUCGCCGAUCUCCAGAACGAUGAGGACCACGCUUUCCGCAAGGUCAAGCUGCGCGUCGACGAAGUUCAGGGCAAGAACUGCCUCACCAACUUCCACGGUCUCGACUUCACCUCCGACAAACUCCGAUCCCUCGUCCGCAAGUGGCAGACCUUGAUCGAGGCCAACGUUACCGUUAAGACUACCGAUGACUAUCUACUACGCCUCUUUGCCAUCGCCUUCACUAAGCGCCGGCCCAAUCAGAUCAAGAAGACUACCUACGCUGCCAGCUCCCAGAUCCGCGCCAUCCGCAAGAAGAUGACCGAGAUCAUCCAGCGGGAAGCCACCAGCCAGACCCUCGCCGGCCUGACUGGUAAGCUCAUCCCUGAGGCCAUUGGCCGUGAGAUCGAGAAGGCUACACAGGGUAUCUACCCGCUGCAGAACGUCCACAUCCGGAAAGUCAAGCUACUCAAGGCACCCAAGUUCGACCUGGGAGCGCUGUUGGGUCUGCACGGUGAGAGUGCUCAGGAUGACAGUGGUGCGAAGGUCGACCGGGAGUUCAAGGAGCCUGCUCCUCUGGAAAGCGUGUAA
Cyphellophora europaea CBS 101466 is the source of this 774-nucleotide messenger RNA. RefSeq names its product 40S ribosomal protein S1. Lineage: Eukaryota; Fungi; Ascomycota; Eurotiomycetes; Chaetothyriales; Cyphellophoraceae. Gene Ontology annotation, cellular component: ribosome; cytosol. The record is from RefSeq and is a predicted model, not a curated record. Gene Ontology annotation, molecular function: structural constituent of ribosome. The coding region runs from base 1 to 774 and encodes 257 amino acids. Gene Ontology annotation, biological process: translation. The transcript has 3 exons.